AUGUCAGUUGAAUACAAAGUGAGGUGCAUUGUACUAAUAAGUACUGUUAUAAUACCCACAUUAGUUUUCCCUCCAGGGAUGUAAACUGCCCAUGAGUUUUUCUUGUCUCAUGGAACAUAUUGUGAAGAAUGUGUUUGAUAUUGCACACACAAAUACAUUUGUGGCAGAAUCCAAUAUUAUAGCAUUUCAAUCAACCAAUCAUUCAAUCUAUUGAUCUCCAAUCAAUUGUAUCACAGUCAAUUAAAAAACUCACCCAUUUCCUCUGUUGAUGCCUACGUAUCUAAAAAGCAUAGAAUAAAAGCUGCAGACUGUACUAUCCAUAGAACUAUACCUAGGUUACACAAUGAUUUAUGGUGUACUUUUGUCUUUGCUGGGGGACAAAUAGUGAGGAGAACACAUACAUCUUUAUUAAUACCCAUGCCUCAGCAGAGAACCUCCAAGGGCAAUAGAAAUAUCACUUCACAUUAAAAUUAUUCAUCUUCACAAUCUCACAGUCUCUCUCCUGUCUACAAGACAAGACAACCCACCCAUUCCAUUCUCAGAGUCAGGGACAGGUAUCAUGCAACUACUUUAUGUGCAGCUUGGCCAACAUUUGAAUCACGAUCAAAUCCACACAGUAAAUGAUUAAAGAAACCAUAAUUACUCAUUUUUAAGCGGAUCUAAAAAUGAUAUUGUAGCCCCUAUAAUAAAUUCAUUUCCAGGGUUUCAACGUUCUUAUGUAGGUUCUGACGUUCCAUUGGUAGAUAAAUCGGUCUGUCAUCGUAGUCGUUGCGCGGGAUUGGUUAUUUAAUAUCCAACGGCUCAGCAGUCUUUGGCUCCUGUCGUACCUGUCGUUCUGUGAGAGGCUGUCGGUGUUUCCUGUGGUUCCGCCCAUUCCCUCCCAUCAGCAAUCAGUCACAUUCACUUUUGCAAGAGCGUGCUGUAUGUAAUGGUGGGUGUCACUGACAAAUGUGAAUAAAAAGCCGGUGGAUUUACAGCGAAGAUAAGGAGAGAAAAGCACGUCCAAUUAUAGGGAGUUGAACGGGAGUAAAGGGAGAUAGGGAAGCGUGCUCUUUCAAACCACGCAGAAUAUGGCGGAGCACCACACAGCCACUGACAGCAAGCACAAAGCGUCCUUGAAUGCCGGGGGCUCGCUGCAUGGUAACAGCCGACCUAACGCCGCGUGUGGAGGAGGGGGCAAAGGAGGCCUCUCUGGCGGACUGGCACAGCCAGCAGGGUGGCAGUCCUUACUCUCCUUUACCAUUCUCUUUCUGGCCUGGUUGGCAGGCUUCAGUUCAAGACUUUUUGCAGUGAUCCGGUUCGAGAGCAUCAUCCACGAGUUUGAUCCAUGGUUCAACUACAGGUCGACACAUCAUCUGACCACAAAUGGGUUUUACGAGUUCCUCAACUGGUUCGACGAGAGGUCGUGGUACCCCUUGGGGAGGAUCGUGGGGGGCACAGUAUAUCCAGGUUUGAUGGUCACCGCAGGCCUUAUCCACUACGUGCUAAACCUGCUGCACUUGACGGUGCACAUCAGGGACGUCUGCGUCUUCCUGGCUCCAGUCUUCAGCGGCCUGACGUCCAUCUCCACCUUCCUGCUGACGCGGGAGCUGUGGAACCAGGGGGCGGGGCUUCUGGCUGCCUGCUUUAUCGCAAUCGUGCCCGGGUACAUCUCCCGCUCUGUGGCCGGCUCCUUCGACAACGAGGGCAUCGCCAUCUUCGCCCUGCAGUUCACCUACUACCUAUGGGUGAAGUCAAUAAAAACCGGUUCGGUGUUCUGGUCCAUUGGCUGCUGCCUCUCCUACUUCUACAUGGUGUCAGCGUGGGGAGGAUAUGUCUUCAUCAUCAACCUGAUCCCUCUGCAUGUGUUUGUGCUCCUGCUCAUGCAGCGCUACAGCAAGAGGGUCUAUAUCGCUUACAGCACUUUCUACAUUGUGGGCCUGGUGCUAUCCAUGCAGAUCCCCUUUGUGGGCUUCCAGCCAAUCAGAACCAGCGAGCACACGGCGGCAGCAGGUGUGUUUGCACUGCUCCAGGCAUAUGCUUUGCUGCAGUACCUGAAGAACAGGCUCACCAAGCAGGAGUUCCAGAGCCUGUUCUUCCUGGGGGUGUCACUAGCUGCUGGGGUGUUGUUCCUCACCGUCAUCUAUCUCACCUACACUGGUUACAUCGCACCGUGGAGUGGACGGUUCUACUCGCUGUGGGACACCGGCUACGCUAAGAUCCAUAUCCCCAUCAUCGCGUCGGUGUCGGAGCACCAGCCCACCACCUGGGUGUCGUUCUUCUUCGACCUCCACAUCCUGGUCUGCACCUUCCCAGCAGGCCUCUGGUUCUGCAUCAAGAAUGUCAACGACGAGCGCGUCUUUGUGGCUCUCUAUGCCAUCAGCGCGGUCUACUUUGCCGGGGUGAUGGUGCGCCUGAUGCUGACCUUGACGCCGGUGGUUUGCAUGCUGUCGGCCAUCGCCUUUUCCAGCGUGUUCGAGCACUACCUGGGGGACGACAUGAAGAGGGAGAACCCUCCCAUAGAGGACAGCAGCGACGAGGAUGACAAAAGGAGCUCAGGGAACCUCUAUGACAAGGCAGGAAAGGUGCGCAAGCAUGUGUCUGAGCAGGAGAAGGCAGAGGAGGGACUGGGCCCCAACAUAAAGAGUAUAGUGACCAUGCUGAUGUUGAUGCUGCUCAUGAUGUUCGCAGUCCACUGCACAUGGGUCACCAGCAACGCCUACUCCAGUCCUAGUGUGGUGCUGGCCUCCUACAACAACGAUGGGACGAGGAACAUCCUGGAUGACUUCAGGGAGGCCUACUAUUGGCUGAGGCAGAACACAGACGAGCACGCGAGGGUUAUGUCUUGGUGGGAUUAUGGCUACCAGAUAGCAGGCAUGGCUAAUCGAACCACGCUAGUGGACAACAACACAUGGAAUAACAGUCAUAUAGCACUGGUGGGGAAAGCCAUGUCGUCCAAUGAGAGUGCAGCGUACGAGAUCAUGAGGAGUCUGGACGUGGACUACGUGCUGAUCAUCUUCGGGGGCGUGAUUGGUUACUCAGGCGACGACAUCAACAAGUUCCUGUGGAUGGUCAGGAUAGCGGAGGGAGAACAUCCCAAGGACAUUCGGGAGAGUGACUACUUCACCCCUCAAGGAGAGUUCCGUGUGGACAAGGCCGGCUCGCCCGUCCUGCUCAACUGCCUCAUGUACAAGAUGUCCUACUACCGCUUUGGCGAGAUGCAGCUGGACUUCCGGACACCGCCUGGGUUCGACCGCACCCGCAACGCCGAGAUCGGCAACAAGGACAUCAAGUUCAAGCACCUUGAGGAGGCGUUCACCUCGGAGCACUGGCUGGUGCGCAUCUACAAGGUGAAGAAGCUGGAGAACAGGGAGCCGCUGGAGCACAAGCUCCGCAGUGUCGUGCCCAGACAGAAGUACACCUCCAAAAAGCCACCAAAAGGAAAUGUUCAUAAAAUACUUCUAAGAGGAAGCGAGGACACAUCAGGAAUAAGCUGGUCCUGAAGAAAGGCAAGAAACUAAACAAGAAAUAAUGAAGACUGACAACAUAAAAAAAACACACAAAAAUGCAACUAGCAAAGAAGAAGAACGGCCAUUGUCUGGAAUGUUAGUCCUUAGCCUCGAGGGCUAGUCCUCUGAGCGCAGCAUCCUGUGUUGGGGAGGGUGAAGUGUCAUAUCUGGCUAGCCCCAGAACUUUUGUCCAUUUUAUCCAGAGGACUUUUUGUCUUGCUCUUUUUCUUUUUUGUACUUGAACGUGUGGCAAGGCACAGAGCUGCUGAAACCAGGGUGAGCAUACAUAUUGUGGUACAUUUUAACUGUUAUUUCUAGAGGGGGACAAAAUAAAGAGAAAGGAAACUGGGAGGCUGGGACAAUUGCACCAAAGAGCCCUUGAUCUUGCUCCUUGGCACAUGUCAAUGUGUUGCCGUUGAGUGAGGAGCCAUUUUGAAUUGAGGACGUGUUCCUGACGCCUGGUAUACGGUAAGGAACAAUUCCAUUGUCUAGGCACAGCUGAUCUAACUUUUUUUGGAAUCAUUUUUGUUUGGCUCUAAUUUGUCCUUACUGAGACAAUUCUUUAGAAAAUAAAAGGCCUAAUAUGUAAAUAUGUUAUGUAAAGAAAAUGUCAAAGGGUUAUAAUAUAUUGGAUUAUUGUGGUGAUUUAAAUACGCAGAUUUCUCUUACUUUGUUGUGAUGUUUUUAAUGGCAGCAGAUGGAACAGUGAAUGCAAUAAUAGUCCAUUAGGUGGGACUUGAGAUUUUGUUUGAAAAGAAUGUGAAUUUAACUUUCCCCCCUGAAAUUGCUUAGAUUGUAUAUUCUGCUGCUAGGUAUAAAAAAAAUUAAAAAAAAGCAAUUCUAUGUAAAAUGUAGUGAUUAUUAAUUAGGCCUCCAACCUGCAGGGGGCACGUUCUAGUCGGGUCUGUGAGCCUAGUGCCUCAUUGCUGGUCUCUUCAUCACAUGUCCAUCUGUCUACUCAGUCAUUUUUGCCGGUCCACAUACACACAUGCUAAUGCUGCAGAGUACGGUAAUGCAGGAAAGCUUAAGUGUUAAAUCUCAAGAUGGCUGCCAGUGAGGUGCACCUCUUGGCAUUGUACUGGGCCUGUUGUGAACAUAUGUGUGCAUGCAGGUGUGUGUGGGGGGGGGGAAGGUGAGACAGUCUACAUAUCAUAAACUUCAUAGGAAUACUUACAAAAAAAUCCUUGACAGUUUACUUCUCAUUUGUAUCGUUCGUUUGAUACUUGUCUUGCUUUUCCUUUACACACAGAAGUUAUUUCACCUUUCUUUGGAUAUAAAGUUGCUUUGUUCUGUCCCUUGAUCUUCUCUGCUUUCACUUCAUGGCCCUUCACACAAUGCCAUAUCGACCUUGCUCAAACAGAAACUCGUAUUUAUUUUCAUAACGUUAAAUGCUCCAUCUUUGUGGGGACUAAGCCUUAAUGUGAUAUAGAAAGUGUACAGGUUGUUUGCCCUCGUUGUUUUUUGUUGGGGAUGGACUUUUUCCUUUCUCCUCUUCUUGGUUCUCCAACUUUCAGCAGUGCAACACCUCUUCCUCACCACUACAUUGAUUUUAUUUGACUACCCCUGGUCCCCCUCAACUUCCAAGUAAAAUUUUUCUACAUUGUUGUUCAGUCAUGUUUAAAUGUAGACAAAAUAAAAGGUUCAAGUUUGUAAGAA
Molecule: messenger RNA, 5144 nt
Organism: Salmo salar (Atlantic salmon)
Lineage: Eukaryota; Metazoa; Chordata; Actinopteri; Salmoniformes; Salmonidae
Product: dolichyl-diphosphooligosaccharide--protein glycosyltransferase subunit STT3B
Biological process (GO): post-translational protein modification
Cellular component (GO): membrane
Molecular function (GO): dolichyl-diphosphooligosaccharide-protein glycotransferase activity
Source: RefSeq, a predicted model, not a curated record